Molecule: messenger RNA, 1922 nt
Organism: Perca fluviatilis (European perch)
Lineage: Eukaryota; Metazoa; Chordata; Actinopteri; Perciformes; Percidae
Product: scavenger receptor cysteine-rich type 1 protein M130-like
Exons: 11
Coding region: 153-1922 (589 amino acids)
Cellular component (GO): membrane
Source: RefSeq, a predicted model, not a curated record
ACUUUUAUAAUAUAGUGUAGGAGGUUAUUGUGAAGUGAAUCUCAGUUUCUGUGUUCUGUAGGCUAUGUGCAUUUAACCACCUCGUGAUUUAUUCAACACUCCAUCGAACGUAAAACACUGACUACUGUAGGUUCACUGCCCUUGGGAAAAGCAUGUUCAUCACUGUGUCAGCGGCAGCUACCGCUUACGGACUCCAGGCUGAAGGAAAACACAACUCAACAGAGACUGUCAGGUUGGUGGGAGGAGAUAGCCGCUGUGCAGGAUCACUGGAGCUGAAACAUCAGGGAGACUGGAAACAAGUGAGUGACACUCACUGGAACCUGAAGAAAGCAGCGGUUGCCUGUAAAGAGUUGGACUGUGGCUCUGCUGUUUCUGUAGGAUGGAGAGAAGAGUCCUCAGACAGAUCUGUGUGGAAGCUCAAAUAUGACUGUGUUCAGUCUGGAUCUGCUCUGAGGGAGUGUGCAAGAUCAGAUUCCUCGUCCACCAUUGUGGAUCUCAACUGUUCAGAAUCUGUCAGGCUGGUGAAUGGGACUAGUCUGUGCUCAGGCAGACUGGAGGUGAAGACUAACAAGUCUCCCCAGCGGUGGUCCUCGGUGUGUGAAGAUGACUUUGACCAUCAGGAUGCAGAGGUGGUCUGUAGGGAGCUCGGCUGUGGGGCUCCUUCAGUCCUUCAGGGGGUGCACUAUGGAGAAGUGGAAGCCCCAAUGUGGACCAAAGAGUUCCAGUGUGGAGGCCAGGAGUCUGCUCUCCUGGACUGUGGAAGCUCAGGCUCAGAAAGAAACGUCACCUGCUCACCUGGCAAAGUAGUUGGACUCACCUGCUCAGAGCCUGUUAGGUUGGUGGGAGGAGACAGUCGCUGUGCAGGAAUAGUGGAGCUGAAACAUCUGGACUGGAGACCAGUGAUUAACUAUGACAUCACCCCAGAUACAGCAGCUGCCAUCUGUAAAGAACUGGACUGUGGCUCUGCUGUUUCUGUAGAUGAGAAAGAGGAGUCUUCAUACAGAGAUAUGUGGAGGGUCAGCUCUGACUGUGUUCAGUCUGGAACUGUUCUGAGAGACUGUGUAACACCAUGGCACUUUCACAUCGCCCUAAAUCUCACCUGCUCAGAUCUGUUUCAGCCCAACAUCUCUGUGUCCUCGUCCAUGGACGGCGCCUCUGAGGCCCAGCAGCAACGCUUUCGGGUGUUCAGGGGCUCCACCUUCAACGUCAGCUGUUCCAUUCAGCCACAGUACCCAGGAGGCUCCUUUCAGCUCACCUUCACCUCCUUAAACUCAGCACACAACUACACCCAACCAGCUGUUAAUCACUCUGCCCACUUCCUGUUUCCUGCUGCACAGGCCGUCCACCACGGAAAUUACAGCUGUGUUUAUCACGUCUCUGUUUUAUCUCAUAACUUCUCCUCCGAGAGCCGUCUGCUCUCUCUCACUGUCUCAGACCUACUGUUUCCACCCAACAUCUCCUUGGACGGGGACUCCGAGGCCCAGCAGCAAGGGUUUCGGGUGUUCAGGGGCUCCAUCUUCAACAUCAGCUGCUUCAUUCAGCCACAGUACCCAGGAGGCUCCUUUCAGCUCACCUUUACCUCUACCAACUCAGCACACAAUUACACCAUGCCUGCUGUCAAUCACUCGGCCCACUUCCUGUUUCCUGCUGCAGAGCCCGCCCACCAAGGAAGCUACAGCUGUGUUUAUCACGUCUCUGUUUUAUCUCAUAACUUCUCCUCUGAGAGCCGUCUGCUCUCUCUCACUAUCAUAGUCCAAAGAAACCACGCUUGUUCGGAAGUUAUUAGCAAUCCGACACCUCUUAUCAUCAGAGCGGUCAUCCUGCCGCUGACUCUGCUGUUGGUGAAUGCUGCCCUUUAUCUUUACUGUAAGGAGGGCCGACUAAAGAGGAAGGAGCUCAUCUACAUCCAGAUGGAUUUCUGA